CCGUUCGGUUCACAUGCUAGUGCUGUUACUGGUGGCAAGCGAUCCUCGUCUGGAUAUCUUGUUGUCCUCCCACAUCACAUGGUACGGAUUUAUAACGGUGCGAAACGCGCGUUCGGCUCGUUAGGAUAUCGCUGAGCAGUUGUGGGCAGUGAUUGGUUUCGAUUUCAAACCUUUUCAAUCAUGCUAUUCGGGAGCGCAUCUCUAGAUAUCGAAAGAAAUACCACUGUUAGUUAGUUAUAAUAGUGAUAUCGUUAAAUAAAAAAGUAAUCCUCUUAUCUGGCCAAACACAGUGCCAAGAGCAAAAAAGAGCUGCCAUCACCGAGGAAUGAAAGUGAUGAAAAAAUUCAAAUGCUAGGCUGACCCCAAACACGGAAGACUAUGUGGCAUUUCUACUAUCAGAGAGCAUAAGCAGCACCCGAUACAUAUAUUGUAUUUGCCAACGUAUGUGUGUGGGGAUAAUCCAAAGAUUUCCUGUGGAAACCGGCAACAUGAUAAAACAGAAACAUGAGAAGUGUAACCGUAUUUUAUAAUCUCAACACGUCUAAUGGGUUUCGGAAAAAUUGGAAGCUACUGCCUUAGCAGAGUGGAUCUCGCAAUGACCUUGUCUAGCUGCUAGAAGAAAAAAACGUCGCAUGUUGGUUAUUAUCUUGUGAGUCAAACGAGUGAAGAGAAAAAUUCCCAAGAUUAAAUUAUGAUAAACGUUGUUUACUUUUUGGGAUUAUCGAGAAACUUGAACUGCCUUUUUCGAAGCUGGAUAAUCGUGCUGUGUAUUCUUCAAGGCUGUCCACUCCUGCACACCGGAAUGAUAUCGUUUAAAGAAAACAGUGAUAUGAUCUUCAGGACAGCCUUCUUUCUGCUCUCGCCCCACGUGCCGGGAGAUAAAAAUACGCUUCACAGUAAAAGUAAAGAUGGGAGUAGUGGUAGCAGUGAUGUUAAUAGUGGUGGUAGUAGUAGCAGUGAUAGGAAUAGUCCAAGUAGUGUUCUAGCUAGUGAAAGUGAUAAUAUGGGAGCGAUUGCGUUUGAUUUCGAGAGUGAAAGUGAAGAUUUGUUAAAAUAUUACAAAACCCCGAUGGAGUUCGGAACCGAAAACUCGACAACGGUGACAUCACAGGUCGGAGCGACGGCUCACAUUCCGUGUCGUAUUCAUCAUAUAGGGGAAGGUGUGGUAUCAUGGAUCAGAAGGAAAGACUACCACCUACUCACUGUGGGACUGACGACCUACAGCAGCGAUGAGCGUUUCAGUGCCACACAUCUGCAAAACUCGGAGGAUUGGACGUUGCAGAUAAAAUUCGUGCAAGACCGAGACGCCGGAUGGUACGAGUGCCAGGUUUCAACACAUCCGCCGACGUCCAUCUUCCUGGAGCUACGAGUAGUUGAAGCUCGAGCAGAAAUUGUGGGGCCCCAGGUGAAGUACCUAACACCUGACUCGACACUCAAAUUGAUAUGCCGCGUAGUACAAAGCACGGAAGCGACAGCUUUCAUUUUUUGGUAUCAUAAUAAUCGUAUGAUAAACUACGAUGCUGAUAGAGGCAUCAACGUUUCAACAGAGGCAGACUUUCACUACUCAGAGUUGACCAUUAAUCAUGCCACCAAAGAACGUUCGGGCAACUACACAUGUGUACCGAGUAAUUCCCAGCCGGCCAGCGUGGUGGUGCAUAUAUUUAAAGGCGAUCAUCCCGCAGCAAUGUACCAUGAACAUCGCAGCUCUUCUCCUAUCUCGUGCCGAGAUUCGGACUGGGUUUUCACGCUGACGAUUGUGAUGUUCAUUGAAAUUCUAUGCUAUUCAGACGCUCUCUUUUGAGGGGUCCACUAUGAAACUUUCGUUUUUUUUUUCUUUUCUAUUUGCAUUUGUUGGCCAUAUACAAAAAAUAAUCACGCCCAACACAACCGAUAGCUUGUAGUUACAGGAAAAAGUUUUCUAAAGCCCUUGUGCGGAAAAGUUUCUUUUAUUCAAUGAGGCCCAGCAGGACCGAAGUGCUGCUUUUCAUUCGUUUGAUUCGUGGCCGAGAUUUUGAUGUUCAGUUUUCCUCAAUUAUGUUUUUAUGUUUCCCUCUGUCCCAAAAAAGUUAUACUUUAAGUUAUAAAAAGGCAAUUUUAUUUUAUAUCAAUAGAAAAGUUAUAUCUAGUGGAAGUUCUUGGAAGUAACUGUGUACAUACAUGUUUUCUAUAACA
Messenger RNA from Uranotaenia lowii, 2172 nucleotides. RefSeq lists its product as uncharacterized. NCBI's taxonomy places the organism in Eukaryota, Metazoa, Arthropoda, Insecta, Diptera, Culicidae. Gene Ontology annotation, biological process: synapse organization. The transcript has 8 exons. Gene Ontology annotation, cellular component: neuron projection membrane. The coding region runs from base 692 to 1801 and encodes 369 amino acids. The record is from RefSeq and is a predicted model, not a curated record.